AUGGCUCGUCCAAGUCUGUUGACACAAUUCAGACUCCUCCAAGCACCAGCUGCUGCCCCGCGCGGUUCUUCCACUCCAGUCGCUGGUCUUGUGAAUGCCAGGGAAAAUACUCCCAUGACAGACUUGGCUGCCGACCGCAGGGCCACAACAGACAAUGAUAUCGACAGUGAACAUGAAAGAAAACAGCUCAAACAAUUUGCUACCGAUGCUUGCAAGGCCCAUGGCCUGCCUGACAAUGCUUUGGACGACUUUCUCAAUGUCAAGUCCGUCAAGGAGAUGUUCUUAAAUUUGAUGGCAACCCUGCUCACAAUGCAAAGGGCCGCCAAACGAUCUGCAAGUCAGGACUUUAUUGCUUCGGAUGAUUUCAAGGGUAUCAUGAAAGAUAGAUUACGUGCAUGUUUACUAUCACCGAACCUGACAGGAUAUGUCCUUGAGCUUGCAGACAAUGUCAUCGCCUAUGCAAAGAAACACCCUAUGACUUUCAAAAUUCCUGAUGGAACUUUCGAGGAUUCAGAGAUGUCGGACAUGGUGACUACAUUCAUCAAGGAGAAUUUGACCGCACAGUGGGGGAGCGUGAAGCAAAAGAUCAAUCAUAGCCUCAAAACCAAGGCAAAUAUAUCUGUCCUUGCGAAGUCUCUAGCAUCAAUGGGUCACGAAGUUACAGUGGCACACUGGGCACGCUUUGCCUUUCUGCGCAGUACCUUUGUCAGCUUCCAGACCGUCGUUGAGCAGGCUAAGGCCACAUCGGCAGCUCAGGACAGCGCUGUUGCUGUCGUGGAGAACAGGGACUCUGAAGUCAUCAACUCCCCUGAGGCCCCAGGUCCAGGUCCAGCCACAAGCGAGAACGAAGAACCCGAUGGAGUCACAGUUGCCGAUAUGAUAGAGAAGGCACGGAACUGGGUAUCAACCGAAUAUUGGGAAUUUGUCGACCUUCUCCUUUGUGAUGUCAGGCAGGAAGCUCGUGCCAUUGGGAAGACACCAUUGGAACGUGAAAAGAUAGUCGAGACAUAA
Messenger RNA from Suillus plorans, 1011 nucleotides. RefSeq lists its product as uncharacterized. The coding region runs from base 1 to 1011 and encodes 336 amino acids. Lineage: Eukaryota; Fungi; Basidiomycota; Agaricomycetes; Boletales; Suillaceae. The record is from RefSeq and is a predicted model, not a curated record. The transcript has 7 exons.